AUGAGAUUUGAUGAUUUGAGAUUGUCGCUGGCUAUCGUCGUGGCUGCAACAGCACACCGAGAUAUGGCCACUACCGACUGCGUAGAGCUAUUCAAGUUGUCUAUUGAAGCUGUUUCCAGUGGUACUUAUCCUUAUCAAUUGGCUGCACAACUCGACGAUCCAAGAGCCAGGCUAGAUUUAUUGAGAUUUAUCGACAACGGGAAGUAUGAGAGUGUAGAAAUACACACCACACACAACCCGCACAGCUCACAAUAUGGAUUUGACGCGACACGGGCACUUAUGAGACAGCUACAAUUACUCAGCCACAAUACAUUUAACCUUGAGUCACAAACUACACUCACCAAAUCCAUUUAUCAUUCCCUUCAAAAUGUUUUCAUGUCUUGUCUCUAUGAUAAGAUUCAACCGCGUAUCAUUAUCAUGCUGAUCGAUAUGGUUGGCAACAUACGCCAGCAGACUUUGCACCAACUCAAUUCACUCAACAAUAAAGGUCAGCUAAUUGGGUUUGAGAGUCUCUUUGCAUCCACAGUCGUUAGAUCUUUGAUAUGGUUGUUGAUACAUCCUCAAUCUCCUGCCUGUAUUCAAAUUAAAAUCGUCAAGAUGGUUCUCGACCUCCUCAACACUCAAGAUAAUAGUGUCGCGAUGUCCAUUUUUAAAGAGAUUAUUACUCCGAUUUACAAUUUCGCGUCAGAACAACGCACAGGAAAUUGUCAAUGCAUUUCAUCGCUCUUCGCCCUUUUAUCAAUAUCUGCACUCAACGUCGAGCCAACUCGUUCAUCGCAAAUUAGCAUUCUCGUGCUUCUUGCCCCGCUAUCUGGAUCAAAGUCGACAAUAACUCAGGACGUUUUCAGCGAAGCAAUCAAAAAUACUUUGGAUAGCAUCUUUGAGCGCACAUGGCAACUUUUUAUUAAAGGAUAG
Molecule: messenger RNA, 915 nt
Organism: Wallemia ichthyophaga EXF-994
Lineage: Eukaryota; Fungi; Basidiomycota; Wallemiomycetes; Wallemiales; Wallemiaceae
Exons: 4
Coding region: 1-915 (304 amino acids)
Source: RefSeq, a predicted model, not a curated record